This is a messenger RNA of Lindgomyces ingoldianus, 854 nucleotides long. RefSeq lists its product as uncharacterized. Lineage: Eukaryota; Fungi; Ascomycota; Dothideomycetes; Pleosporales; Lindgomycetaceae. Gene Ontology annotation, cellular component: fungal-type vacuole membrane; phagocytic vesicle; vacuole. The transcript has 7 exons. The coding region runs from base 129 to 746 and encodes 205 amino acids. Gene Ontology annotation, molecular function: GTPase activity; GTP binding. Gene Ontology annotation, biological process: regulation of vacuole fusion, non-autophagic. The record is from RefSeq and is a predicted model, not a curated record.
GCAUAUUCCUGCCGCCUAUCGCUUCGCUGUAGCCUUCAAGUCCACGAGAGCAGCCGACCUCUGACACACUAUCGCCCGCGCCGUACCCCCUCCCGUACGUCGUAGAACGCACAUUCUUUUUCGCAACCAUGUCUUCAAGGAAGAAGGUCCUGCUCAAGGUCAUUAUCCUUGGAGACAGUGGGGUAGGAAAGACGAGUCUGAUGAACCAAUACGUCAACAAGAAGUUCAGCGCAAGUUACAAGGCCACGAUUGGCGCCGACUUCCUCACAAAAGAAGUGCUCGUCGACGACCGACUGGUGACUAUGCAGCUCUGGGAUACCGCUGGCCAAGAACGAUUCCAGUCAUUAGGUGUCGCGUUCUAUCGCGGCGCCGACUGCUGCGUGCUGGUGUACGACGUCAACAACUCAAAGAGCUUCGACACUUUAGAUAGCUGGAGAGACGAAUUCCUGGUCCAGGCAAGCCCAAUGGACCCGGAGAGCUUCCCCUUCGUCGUUAUCGGCAACAAGAUCGAUGUUGAGGAGAGCAAGAGAAUGAUCUCGUCCAAGCGAGCCAUGACCUUCUGCCAGUCCAAAGGCGGUAUCCCGUACUUUGAGACCAGCGCGAAAGAGGCAAUCAAUGUGGAACAGGCCUUUGAGGUGAUUGCACGACAAGCACUUGCCCAGGAGGACAUGGGCGACUACAACCCCGACUUUCCCGAGACUAUUCCGAUUGAUGUGAAGGGCAACGAAGGGGGUUGCGCAUGUUAGCCUUUUGCGUGCCCCGACAGAUCUGUGAAUUGUGUUCUAGCGUUUCCCUCAGACCACGUGCAUCUGUUCCAAUACAUAGUCCUCUGCGUAUUUUUCCUCUAUUGGAGU